AUGUCCUCGAACGACGAUCAUCUGAUAAGUGAGACGUCUUUCAGCGUUCCGCUCAUCUUUUCAUUCUUCUAGAAUGUGCUCCAUAUGGAGUCAUCAGACAUGCGUUCGCCAUUAAACGAGAGACGUUGAUUAACUGCCAUAAACUAGGACCAAAAUGGAUGACUGGAAACGUCUUCUGGUGAGUGACCAGUGGGACACGAUCAAAAAGAAACACAUUGUUUUGAGGACGUCUACUUGGCACACCACUUAUAGUAAUGGUGUACAGCAAUUAUCUUUUUUUGUGCAUUGCGAUUGUGUUGAAGAAGGUCUUGAUGAUUGGGAUGUUAGAGGCUCGCUUCAAUCUUGUAUUGUGAAUCAUCUGGAUAAGGACAACUCGUACGCUCAGUGCUACAUUUCUAACUUCAAUGUCUCGAGACCGGGGAGGAGUUUUUAUGCGUGCAACAUUGCUGACAUAUCAGAUGAUGAACGCGGAUUUCUAAAAGAUGACGAGCUGAUCGUUGAAUUGGAGAUUCGAGUGACUGAGGUCAAAGGAGUCAACAUUGCGCGGAUCUUCAACUUGACCGAUGUCACUCCGCACACUGUUUCCCUCAAUAUUGGAACGGUGCAAUUGAAUGUGAAUGCGCGGGUGAGUUGCGAAAAGCUAUCAGAUAGUUGCCGAGAAUCAGAACGUCCAGCUCAUCGCCUUCCACUCUCCAUACUUUGCCAAUCUCCUCGAUGCCGAUUAUGACGAUUCGUUUUACGAACUGUCUGCAGAGAAGACUGAACUUUUAAUUCAAUGUGCUCUAGGAGCACGUCCCAAACAACUUGCUUUUUACAAUCCACUUGGACUCAUCGUCGAACCUGCUCACAAGUUCAAGUUAUUCAAUGUGGUGCGUAGAUGCGAAGAAUGGCUUCUCUUCGAAACACUUUCCAAUUCCUGGCUUGACUAUGCGGUGAAGUAUGAUAUGAGAAGACUUUUCGUGCGUUUCUUGAUAGCACUUUGACACUUUUGACGCCUAUUUCUUUCAGUGCAAACUCAUGUCCAAAUGGAGUUCGAAGGAAAAACGGCAAGAGGGGAAGACGGUGUUGAGAGCGAUUAACGUCGAGAAGAUGUCACUGGAGAUUAAGAGAGCGUUCGUUAAAAAUGUGUUUGAACAUGUCUAG
Molecule: messenger RNA, 1143 nt
Organism: Caenorhabditis sp. 36 PRJEB53466
Lineage: Eukaryota; Metazoa; Nematoda; Chromadorea; Rhabditida; Rhabditidae
Source: the annotation of a GenBank genome assembly